AUGAAAACAAUGAAUAAGUUUGCACUAAUAAAGGAUAGUGAAGGAUCCUAUCACGUCUGCAAAUCUAAAAUACUAAAGAAAGAUGAAAAAAAUAACGAAAAGUUUAUUUUAGAUAACAUCUCGGUGUCAGUAAUUUAUUUCAAUGAUGACCAACGAACAUUGGAUGAAUUAUGCAAAAACUUAAACUUGAAGUCACCAAGUCUCAAGCUUAUUGAUACUGUUAGGGCCAAAAAGCCGAUAAUAAUUGAAGAUAAAACUUUGCCGAAACCUCGUGUUUUAAAGUUCUCUAGGAAAGAGUACACAAAUGGUAAUCGUAAACAAUAUUCAUCUUCUGGUGAAUCUGAAUACCAACCAACAGAUCAAGAAUACACUUCGGACGAUCAAUUAUCAGAUGAUGAUAAUUGCAACAAUCAAACUCAAAUCACCACUGAUAAUCAGGACACUCGUUGUAAAAGCAAAAGGCGAGUCACUCAACCAAUUACUAGAAAGACAUGGACUAAAGAGGAAGAAAAAGAUUUUAAUUAUCAUUUUGAACAUUAUUUAAAAACUAAAACGUUGCCGGGUCUUCUAGUGGUUCGCAGCAUUCAGAGUGAGUUUGGAGUGCUUAAAAAUCGCACGCCAGAAGUAAUAAAUGCUCACGUAUUCAAUAAAAACCAAAAGGCAAAAUCGGCAACUAACUUCGAUGAUAAAAAAUCAGAUAAAACACAUUCUCAUGAAAAUCGAAUACAAAAACAUCUGAAAUAUAUUUUUCAAGAUUGUAUUGAAAAAAAGAAAGUACCAGCACUAGAUGCUUGUGCAAUAGCUAAAAGAACUGAUAAAUUACUAUGUAAACUAUCAGACACGAAUAUUCAACGACGUAUUUCUUAG
Molecule: messenger RNA, 867 nt
Organism: Cotesia congregata
Lineage: Eukaryota; Metazoa; Arthropoda; Insecta; Hymenoptera; Braconidae
Source: the annotation of a GenBank genome assembly